Messenger RNA from Triplophysa rosa, 693 nucleotides. It is a transcript of the gene trappc1, whose product is annotated as trafficking protein particle complex subunit 1. Gene Ontology annotation, biological process: endoplasmic reticulum to Golgi vesicle-mediated transport. NCBI's taxonomy places the organism in Eukaryota, Metazoa, Chordata, Actinopteri, Cypriniformes, Nemacheilidae. Gene Ontology annotation, cellular component: TRAPP complex. The transcript has 5 exons. The record is from RefSeq and is a predicted model, not a curated record. Bases 132 to 569 code for a protein of 145 amino acids.
AUGUGAAUUUGUGUUAUCAUGUAGUAAUGCUCGUGUGAGACGCGAUGAAGAAGUGGACAUUUUAGGAGUGCAUUCGUGAGAUUUGUGCAGGCGGGCGAGGGGUCUGUGUCGUAGUGGAAGCUGUGCGGAAGAUGACGGUUCAUAACUUGUACAUAUUUGACCGCAACGGCACUUGCCUUCACUACAGCGAAUGGAACCGCAAGAAACAGGCCGGAAUAUCCAAAGAGGAGGAAUAUAAACUGAUGUAUGGAAUGCUGUUCUCUAUUCGAUCGUUUGUUAGUAAGAUGAGUCCACUGGAUUUAAAAGAUGGAUUUAUGUCAUUUCAGACCAGCCGUUAUAAACUACAUUAUUAUGAAACUCCCACAGGAAUCAAACUGGUGAUGAACACAGACCUCGGUGUCCCGAACUGUAGAGAUACACUGCAGCAGAUAUACAGUACAUUGUAUGUGGAGUACAUUGUGAAGAACCCGCUGUGUGUGUUGGGCGAGUCUCUGCAGAGCGAUCUAUUCAACAGUAAACUGGAUUCUUUCAUCAGAGCUUUACCCUUCUUCAACAUUCGUGCCGCUUGACAUCUGUGCUUGUGUAUCAGUGUUAUAAUAAAAAUAAACCAUAUCAUAUUUAUAUUGAACAGUGAGUUUAUUCAUUCUGAACCAAUAAAGAAAUAAAACAAACAAGAAAUGAAACGAACUCAAU